This is a messenger RNA of Nicotiana tabacum (common tobacco), 981 nucleotides long. The record is from RefSeq and is a predicted model, not a curated record. Lineage: Eukaryota; Viridiplantae; Streptophyta; Magnoliopsida; Solanales; Solanaceae.
ACAACCUCUCUAUCUUCACAAGGUAGGGGUAAGGUCUGCGUACACACUACCCUUCCCAGACCUCACUGUGUGGGAAAAUACUGGAUAUGUUGUUGAAACUAAUUCUAGGAAAUUGAUAGGAUGUCUGCUUUGUUCUCCCUCAUAAUUCAACCACUAUGAUAAUUUUGACUUUCAUUAUGGCUCUAAUGUUUCUAUAUUUCAGAUAUUCGGAACAUGACAGAUUUAAUAGCUGCAAUCAUUCAGAGAGUGGGGGAUGACAUUGACCGGGACAAUCUUCCUCAGAUUCUGGUUGGAAUGCACUAAGUUCCUCUAUGAAGAUGAAGAUCAUGACAAGGUUGUAUUAGCGUCAGAUAGUGAUCUUACAGCAGCUGUUGACCAUGCAAGAUCUGCAGGUUGGAAGGAUGUAAGGACUGAUGACAGAAAUCAACCUGAACAGGGGCUAAAAUUGCAUCUGGACUAUUCAGGAACAACUGGCCAUCGGAGGGGUUCAAGCCCCAGUAGUUUGGAUUAUGCUCAUACAGAAUCUGCUUGGGCUUCAGCCUACAGCACUGUAGCAGCCGGUGCUGCAUUAGUUGCGGGUUUAGGCGUACUAGCAUUCUUAAGGAGAUCUGGUAACUGAUUAUUUGAAAGAAGUUACCACUUGAUAGACUGAGGAAUGGGAAUAGCACAUCGAUUCAUGUGAGCUUGAUCGGUUAAUUUGAUUUGAAUGGAUGUUGGUGCUAUGGUUGGAUGGUUGCUCUAUACGGGAAUCGUUUUACUUUUACCUUUUGCCUGCGUCCAGAUUUGCAGGUUGUGGUUUAUCCUUACGCCCUAUAACUCCCUUACCUUGGAGUAGUCUUCAACAAUGAACUGGCAACUGUAUUCAAUUUAUUGUGCCAACAGUGUCAGGAAUUCAAAUGUGGGCUGCGAUAUUUCUUACAGAAAUAAAAGAGAAAGGAAGAAGAAACAUAAGGAAUGCACUUAUCCUUCCUGUUCGGUCUC